AUGUCUUCCCCGCCGUCGAUGCGGCGCGUGCCUCCAGAGGACACAGGGAAAUGUGGGUAUUGUCCUACUCCACUACCUUCAGCAGAUAUCUGCACGUAUAGCCCUUCAGAACAGCUCGGUACGACGGCUACUGUUUGCGAUUUCAAUGGAGUACCAGAGCCGUUGCAGAUGCAGGAACAACGAUCUCAUGAGUUAAUUCAUUCCGCAAGACCUUCGCCCUCAGCUGAGAACUUUUCCUCGCCAGAGUCUACGAAGAAAACACAGCCGGCUGAGCCUGGCUUAAAUUGCAAUGACACGUCAUCAGACAGAAGCAAAAGUAGAUGUGGAAGUGAAUCGGAAACAUCUCUAGCCUCUUCUACGUCUUCUGACGGAAGCGUUUCUGCUCCGCUGGUUCCGUCGAAGCAAAAUGGUCCUCUGGCCGAGUCGACCGUCCAGUCUAAUGAAUUGAAAGAUGAUCCUAAUCCUCUUUUGACCCAUAAUAUGGGGCCACUGUUGGUUUCGACAGCAACGGAGGCACUGAUAGAAGGGUGUGAUACCAAAGAUACAGCUGCGGAAAUAGCUGCGUUAAGGGAGCUGGUCGCGAGCUUGAGAGAGGAGAACAAACGGCUCAAGGAAGAAGCGAAGUCUGCGAAACUUGCAGCUGCGACUGCAGCACUCAACGAGGGCCCUCCUGCUGUGGCAGAUCCUAGCAGCUCAGCAGUUACAGCGCGGCUUCCGAGCUCAGAGUCAACGUCACAGCCCAAGAGAUUAACUCCUGCUGAUACAGAGAACAAGGGAGUCCACAAUGCAUCAGAAGUUGUGAAUAAAGCUAGAAAAGGAAGGGCUCCCGGGGCCCCCCCCAAUGGCCGAGGCCCUGGUAGGAAGCCCCCGGGAACAAUGAUGAACAAAUGUUUGUCCUCUUCUUCCAACACCAACUUACGUCUGUGGGGCUGGUGCCUUCGAGAUGAGUCAGUAAGCUCUUUGCGCGGCUGCUGCGUUGACCAUCUGGUGGAUGGCGGUAGUUGCUGCACUGAAGAGAGCACUGAUACCAUUAUUGGCAGCAGCAGCAGCUGCCAAAAGAGCAUUGAGGGAUCGACAGCUACAACGCCGGCGACGCUUUUGCCUGCUGAGCCGCUGGAAGCCUCGUGGCUGCUGGGUUUAGAAGAAGCUGUGCAGUCAACUCUGGCAGUUCCACAACAGGAUCAGCAACAAGCCCUGGCUCCUUCAUUGAACAGGGACUCUUCCAGGAAUUCCCUCAAAAGUGUAGUGGAGGAAAUCGGUUUUUCAGUUCUUGAAGUGAAGCCGCAUGAUGCUUCAGGAUACACUGUUACGGAUGACCCUCGCCUGGUUGAGUGGUUUCGGCGCACCAAAGCUUCGCCUUCAUCGGCGCCUCCCGUGCAGCCCAAAGGGUUCGGUUUGACUGUCGGCUCACAAGCUGCUACCCUCGCGAAAGAUGUUAAUCUGUUUAGUCUGGGUAACAAAGGGAAGAAAAAGGCAGCUACGCUGCCUCCGUCUGUCAGAAAGAGCAUCAGCAUCUCCCUAUCAGCUCUGAGGAGGGGAUGCGUUGAUCGUAUCAACUUCAUUAAGCGGCUGCAAUCGGACAUCUUGCAGUGCACACUGAAUUCAAGCGCUAUAGAACUUCUCCUGGAGGUGGUGCCCGACAUGACUGCGGCGACAGACAGGCGUCAGCUCUGGUUUGAUGCACGCGAUGCGCUUGCCAAAAGCAGGGAUUGUGCUUCGGGCCCUCCCGAUGACGAAGAAUCGUUUGCUGCUUUUGUAUGCGGUGUCCUUGCCGCUACUGCUUCUGCCGCUACUUAUCUUUCGUCCGCAUUUGCCCUAAUUCAAGUGGUUGCUCAGGCAGCCGCUUUUGUCAGCGGUGUCUGUCAGACUAUGUCCAGUCACGGGCCUAUAACGGGAGGAGCGGGUCAGAGUGAAGCAGAGAACGUGAAGCCCACACUGGCGAACAAGACAGAACCCAAAGUAGACAAUGCAGGCAGGACACAAAAGACUGCGAGUAGCUUUCCAAUGUUUAGGUGGCCUUUGCUAUUUGAUAUGGUCAAGAAGCAGUACGGAUUUGGUGCUGAUGGUUCUGUAGACCGCAGUCGCUCCUUGUUAAAAAUCCUUGUGUGUCACACUGGCAAGCCCCUUGAUAGCACGGAACUCACGCUGCUUAAAAGAGCAGCACAGAAGCCGAUAGGAGCUUUAUUGGAGCAGCAGGCGUCGCUUGUGCAGGUGCUACUUCUGUUAUACCGUGCGUCAGUCUAUGCUUCGUCUAACCGGUCAGUGGCCGAGAGAGAAAUGGAGCAGGACCCGAAGGAUCCUAUUCGAGCUCUGGCUGCCCAGCUGUUGCAGUGCUGCCAUUCUAGUGUUAAAGGCCCAUCCAAAGAAAGGGCUUCAGAAGCAGUCAUGCACGACACUGGAGAUAUGCUGCUCUCUGUAAUUCCGAGAUUUGUGUUGGAUUACAAGUCGCGAUUGAAGACCCUAGCGAAACUUACGGCUCAGCUCAUGCGGGAGUACGCUACUUUUGUUUGCUGGAUGGGAGACAAGGAAUCUUUUUUGCCUGUACAGUUACUCGUCCGUAGAGCAGGCAGCAAUAAAGAGGCGCAGUGGGGCCUCCACGGGGCUUCAUUGCCCACUGUGCUUUCGACGGUUUCCUUACAAACACCUCAACGGGUUGAACAAGUUCCUAAACUUGACGCUUUUGAACGCCUCAGCACGUUUUUAGAGGAGCUGGAGCGCCACGCUGAGCCUCCAGCUACCAUCCGGUCUACGCGCAAACAAUUGGCGUUACGCCACAAGCAGCCGCUCAAGCAGUCCGAGCUCUUCAUCGAGCGCGUCAUCGAGCUCCUCACUGCCAGUGCUUUCACCCGGGUCUUCGCCAGAACGCCAAAAGCGUCAGAAAAUACAACACACACUGACGACAUCUUGCAAGGCGAGUCAACAGAACUCAAGGGCCAACUCCAUUCCACUGCCAGGCAUGAGCACUGA
Eimeria necatrix is the source of this 2967-nucleotide messenger RNA. RefSeq lists its product as hypothetical. The record is from RefSeq and is a predicted model, not a curated record. Lineage: Eukaryota; Apicomplexa; Conoidasida; Eucoccidiorida; Eimeriidae. The transcript has 8 exons. Bases 1 to 2967 code for a protein of 988 amino acids.